Molecule: messenger RNA, 3503 nt
Organism: Xenopus laevis (African clawed frog)
Lineage: Eukaryota; Metazoa; Chordata; Amphibia; Anura; Pipidae
Gene: cpne1.L
Product: copine I L homeolog
Exons: 16
Coding region: 145-1749 (534 amino acids)
Biological process (GO): regulation of canonical NF-kappaB signal transduction; positive regulation of tumor necrosis factor-mediated signaling pathway; cellular response to calcium ion
Cellular component (GO): plasma membrane; focal adhesion; cytoplasm
Molecular function (GO): calcium-dependent phospholipid binding
Source: RefSeq, a predicted model, not a curated record
GGCUAGUGACUGACAGCAGAGUCAUCCAGUGAUGUUUGUACUCUGAGAACUGCCUCUUCCAGAAAGGAAGGUGCCCCACCCAUAACAGAAGUACCUUGGGUGACACACUAGCGAGUACAUUCUGCUGUGCCGGACACUUCCCAGAUGGCUCAGUGUGUGACCAAGAUUCAGCUGUCCAUCUCCUGUUCAGAUCUUCUGGACAAAGAUGUGGGUUCCAAAUCAGACCCCCUGUGUGUGGUCAUGCAAAGCACUGGAGACGGGAAAUGGAUGGAGCUGGCACGUACAGAGAGGAUCAAGAACUGCCAGAGCCCAGAAUUCUCCACAAAACCAAUAGUGGAUUACUAUUUUGAGAAAGUGCAAACCAUGUCAUUUCGGAUCUACGACAUUGAUAAUAAAUCAGUUGACCUUUCUGAUGAUGAUUUUCUUGGAGGCUACCAGUGCACCCUUGGGCAGAUUGUGUCCAGCCAGAAAAUAAAGGGGCCCUUGGAGCUGAAGCAAGGGAAGCCUGCUGGGAAAGGAAGUGUUACUAUCAUUGCUGAAGAGAUUAAGGACACCAGGGUAAUUAACCUGGAGAUGGAAGCCAGAAAUCUUGACAAAAAGGAUUUCCUUGGCAAAUCUGAUCCAUUCCUGGAAUUCUUUAAGCAAGUUGAUGGUGGAAGCUGGCAGCUAGUCUACCGCUCAGAGGUAAUCAAGAACAAUCUCAACCCUACCUGGAAAAAGUUCAGUGUUCCUCUGCAGACUUUCUGUGGCGGGGACAUGAACAAGCCUAUUAAGGUUCACUGUAGCGACUAUGAUAGUGAUGGCUCCCAUGACUUAAUAGGGAUUUUUGAGACCAACGUGUCUCAGCUGCAGAAGGCUGGAGAAGGUACUCCGGUGGAGUUUGACUGUAUCAAUCCACAGAAGAAACAAAAGAAGAAAAACUAUAAGAACUCUGGCAUUGUGAAGGUCAAGUCAUGCAAAAUCGACGUUGAGUAUUCCUUCCUGGACUACAUAAUGGGAGGCUGUCAGAUCAACUUCACGGUGGGCAUAGAUUUCACUGGCUCCAAUGGGGAUCCUAAGUCCCCUGACUCUCUCCACCACAUCAGCCCGAAUGGAGUCAACGAGUAUCUGACAGCAAUCUGGUGCGUGGGCAACGUGGUGCAAGAUUAUGACGCAGACAAGCUCUUCCCAGCAUUUGGGUUUGGAGCCCAGAUUCCUCCAAACUGGCAAGUAUCGCAUGAAUUUGCCUUGAACUUCAACUCCAACAAUCCUUACUGCCCAGGUGUACAGGGUAUAGUAGAUGCUUACCGCCAGUCUCUGCCUCAAGUCCGUCUCUACGGCCCAACCAACUUCUCUCCCAUCAUCAAACACGUUACUCGGUUUGCGGCAGGUGAAGCUCAGCAGAAAACUGCCUCUCAAUACUUUGUUCUUCUGAUCAUCACUGAUGGGGAAAUCACAGAUCUGAAUGAGACCAGAAACGCUAUCGUACAAGCCUCCAAACUGCCAAUGUCCAUCAUAAUCAUUGGAGUGGGCAAUGCAGACUUCAAGGCCAUGGAAUUCCUGGAUGGGGAUAAUGGAGUUCUGAAGUCUUCCAGUGGAGAACCAGCUGCCAGAGACAUUGUCCAGUUUGUGCCUUUCCGCCAGUUUCAAAAUGCACCUCGGGAAGCUCUAUCCCAGGCUGUUCUGGCAGAGGUUCCCAAGCAACUGGUCUCUUAUUUCAAGUUACUUGGUCUGGGCCCUGUGAAGCUUCCAGAGAAGACUAAACCAUAGAAGAUAUGUCAGUGUCCUGUGACUAGGUGCUUCUCUCAUUCCCAACCAGAAGAAUAGCAAAUACUGGAAUUCCCCUCCAUUUCUCUCUAUUUUUUAAAUUUUUAUAUACGUUCCAUAGCCUGUCGUUGUUCACACUUAUUUGACACUGUAACUUUGCCAUACCAGAAUAUACAAGAGUCUGCACAAUUCUAGGGCACAUUUAAAAGGAUGGACCUUGUCGUUAGAGGCUAGUAGGAAUUGGCCAAUCAAACCUUUUUAGCGGGUGUCUUUACCUGUUGCCAACCACAUAUAGCAGUUGUUAAUAGUUUUGUGUAGAUUUGUUUUUUGUACAUUUUAUGUGAAUGUAGAAUGUGUAAAAAUCCACCUCUUUUGCUGUAUUAGCAGAUCCCUUGUGGAAGUUAUUAUCCAUGUUACUCCAAUGUUAGGUGACCUAGAUUUAGAGUUUAACGUUGAAUGUUACAGAAUUCUUUGUAUCUUUUUCCUGUUAUUAAGGCUAGUUCAUUGUGACGCAACAAGCAUUUCCUUAUCUCAAUGCAGCUGCCCUAGAAGUCGGGAUGCACCGAAUCCAGGAUUCGGGCAAGAUUCUGCCUUUUUCAGCAGGAUUCAGAUUCGGCCGAAUCCAGCAAUGGAACUAGGUGGGAGCGGGCCCUGGUGCGGGUUGUGCAGCCGGGCCCCCCACCCUCGUCCGUGCGAAUUUACUUUGCGGCUGCAGCACACGCGAUCUGCCGGGGGGCCCUGCGGGGGUGCGGGCCCUGGCCCAGUUGCAAACCCUGCUCCCCCGGUAGUUAUGCCACUGCCCGAAUCCUGGUGCCUAGCCGAACCGUAUCCUAAUUUGCAUAUGUAAAUUAGGGGUGGGUAGGGAAAUCACAUGACUUCAUCAAAAAAGAAGUAUUAGGAUUCGAUUCAGUAUUCGGCCAAAUCUUUCACCAAGGAUUCGGGGAUUCCGUUAAAUCCCAAAUAGUGGAUCCGGUGCAUCCCUACCUACAAGCCACUCUUGUUAAUCAAUAUGCCAGGCUUAGUUGUGCAUUUAUAGGUAGAGUAGAUUUAUACUAUUCCUAAAGUUAUUUUGAUGCCAGUGGGAAUUGUAGAGGCUACCAAUGUGCCUUCAAGCGUCACACCAUCAUCUAGUUAUUAUUGGCCAUGUUUAAGCAGCAAUGUAAUCUGCAAAAAUGGCUACUGUACAAAGAAGACAUGAGAUUGUCUGGUCAUUCUUCCAUGUAUAAAGGAGAGAUUACAUGGGGCAGAAUGGUUUGUGCUACAUAGUCACUAAGUUUAGUUCCUGCUUUCAGUCCUGGGUCUGGUUCUGCUCAGCAUGAUGUGCAUGUAUAUUAAGCCCACAGACUGCUGGAAGUAUAACUUUCCUCUUUUGGCUGCUUCCCCUAAUACCGAGGACCUCCCAAUUGCCUAUGUUGCCUUGCCUUGGAAUUGCAAUAGAUUUUAUUAGUGCACUUGAAUGCUGGAUUUAUUAUUGCAUUUGCCAAAUGCCUUAUUUUUAUAAUUUCUGCUGUGCCUUUCAGAUGACCAUGUCUAUUAUGGCUGCUACUAGAGCUUUCUGAAUGGUUUACAUGUUGUAUUCCAAAUCCUGGAUUGGUUGCCUAUUCCUGAAAGCUGCCAAAAGGAGUUUGUUGUCCAACAAAUAAUAGAAUAAGAAUAUAAACCAUAGAGUUGCCAUUAUAAGCUUAUACAAAUACUAGCUCUUAGGUGCAAUGUGACUGCUGUAUAAAACUAAUGCUAUAAACACCUAUAUAACCAAA